AGAGAGUAUCUCAUAAUUCAUUUAUCAUUUAAAAAAAGGGAUCUAUAAAAGCGUUGAAAUAUGAUGGCCAGAGAAGGCAAAAUUCCACAUUUUCUUACUUGGCGUGACUGGGUCACCCUUUAGCACUCUUAACCAUUAACUUGCCAUGUCGCUGAUCUACGGCUUGGUAGCCCAUGGCUUCGUCAUAUUAGCUGAACAUACAAAUAGCACAGGAAACUUUGCACAAGUUACGCAGGCCAUUCUUGAAAAGAUUCCGCCUAACAAUUCCAAAUUGACCUAUGUAUAUGACCGGUACCUUUUCCACUACAUUUGUGAAGAUGGACUGACUUACAUGUGCAUGGCGGACGAUUCUUUUGGCCGACGAACUCCGUUUGCGUUUUUGCAAGAUAUCAAGGAAAAGUUUUUAACAGCUUAUGACAGAGAUGCCGCUCUAAAUGCUCCGAUUUACGGCAUGAACGAGUUCUCGAAGGUUAUUGCCAAGCAGAUGGAGUAUUCUACAAAUCCAGGAGCGAACAAAUUGAAGCAAGUACACGGAGAAAUUGAACAAGUCAAAGAUGUGAUGGUGCAUAACAUUGAGCGCGUAUUGGAGCGUGGUGAAAGAAUUGAGCUCCUUGUAGACAAAACCGAUAACUUGAAUCAGCAAGCAUUUGCAUUCAAGAAGCGUUCAACUCAACUCAAGAGACAAAUGUGGUGGAAAAAUACCAAGCUCAUGUUCAUCAUAGUCAUUGUCUGCUUUUUGAUCGCGUACUUCCUUGCUUGUGCCAUUUGCGGUUUCCCAGCAUUCGGUCAGUGCAGAGGUUGAGGUUGAUAUGACGGGGAUUAGCAUUUCUUCUGGCGCAUGAGCUAGCGCUUUCUUCUUUUUUUGAACCCGAAAUUUUUUAUCCC
Umbelopsis ramanniana AG is the source of this 885-nucleotide messenger RNA. RefSeq lists its product as uncharacterized. The coding region runs from base 146 to 802 and encodes 218 amino acids. The transcript is spliced from 8 exons. The record is from RefSeq and is a predicted model, not a curated record. Gene Ontology annotation, cellular component: membrane. Lineage: Eukaryota; Fungi; Mucoromycota; Umbelopsidomycetes; Umbelopsidales; Umbelopsidaceae. Gene Ontology annotation, biological process: vesicle-mediated transport.